GAGCCUUCUAAACAACUUCAGGUUUCCUUUAUCUGCGAUUUUGAUACAAAAGAAAACCUAAACAGAGGGAGCCUCUAAAACCCUCCUCUUGUUGCUCCGGCCGGUGAAUGCGAUGGGAACUUCCGUUCAGGUGACCCCACUGUGUGGAGUAUACAAUGAAAACCCUUUAUCAUACCUUGUCUCCAUUGAUUCCUUCAACAUUCUUAUCGAUUGUGGCUGGAACGAUCACUUCGAUCCCUCCCUCCUUCAACCUCUCUCCAGGGUUGCUUCGACAAUAGAUGCUGUGUUGUUGUCACAUUCAGAUACACUGCAUCUUGGUGCUUUACCCUAUGCCAUGAAACAGUUUGGACUUUCUGCUCCUGUUUAUGCUACAGAACCGGUUUUCAGAUUAGGGCUUUUAACUAUGUAUGAUCACUAUCUUUCCCGCAAGCAAGUAUCCGAGUUUGAUUUGUUCACAUUGGAUGAUAUUGAUUCUGCUUUCCAAAAUAUGACGAGAUUAACCUACUCUCAGAAUUGUCAUUUAUCCGGAAAAGGGGAGGGUAUUGUGAUUGCACCUCAUGUUGCUGGUCAUCUUUUGGGCGGUACCGUUUGGAAAAUAACGAAAGAUGGAGAAGAUGUUAUAUAUGCUGUUGACUUUAAUCAUCGCAAAGAGAGGCAUUUAAAUGGAACAGUUUUGGAGUCUUUUGUUCGUCCUGCAGUUCUUAUAACAGAUGCAUAUAAUGCUUUGAGUAAUCAGCCUUCUAGACGUCAAAGAGAUCAGGAAUUUUUAGAGGCUAUAUUAAACACUCUACGAGGCAACGGGAAUGUCUUGUUGCCUGUGGAUACUGCUGGACGAGUACUGGAACUGCUUUUGAUACUCGAACAGUACUGGGAACAACAUCAUUUGACCUUUCCCAUCUUCUUUCUCACGUACGUGUCAUCAAGCACAAUUGAUUACGUCAAGAGUUUCCUUGAAUGGAUGAGUGAUUCAAUAGCAAAGUCCUUUGAGCACACUCGCGAUAACGCUUUUCUUCUAAAACAUGUUACUCUUUUGAUCAACAAGAGUGAACUAGAAAAUGCGCCAGAGGGCCCAAAGAUUGUUCUAGCUUCAAUGGCCAGUUUAGAAGUGGGAUUUUCACAUGACAUAUUUGUGGAAUGGGCUGCUGAUGUAAGAAAUCUCGUUCUUUUUACCGAAAGGGGCCAGUUUGGUACUCGUGCAAGAAUGCUUCAAUCAGAUCCACCUCCCAAAGCGGUAAAAGUUACCCUAUCGAAAAGAGUGCCGUUGGUUGGGGAGGAGUUAGCUGCAUAUGAAGAAGAGCAAGAAAAGAUUAAAAAAGAGGAGGCUUUAAAAGCCACUCUUGUCAAAGAAGAGGAAUCGAAAGCUGUGGUUGGUGCUGAUGUCAGUAAAUCCGACCCAAUGCUCAUUGAUGGCCAUGCAAAAGUCGAUGCUGGCGGGGUGCGCGGGGAAGCAUAUCGUGAUGUAUUAGUAGAUGGAUUUGUUCCACCCUCGAGUGUUGCCCCAAUGUUCCCGUUUUAUGAUAACACUUCGGAAUGGGAUGAUUUUGGUGAAGUAAUUAAUCCAGAUGAUUAUGUAAUCAAGGAUGAAGAUAUGGACAUGGGAUCUAUGCCUGUGGGUGGAGAUCUUGAUGGAAAACUCGAUGAAAACACUGCUAGUUUGAUGCUUGAUACAACCCCAUCAAAAGUUGUAUCUUCUGAACUUACCGUCCAAGUCAAAUGCUCAUUGGUUUACAUGGAUUUUGAAGGGCGGUCUGACGGUCGAUCGAUCAAAUCAAUUCUUUCUCAUGUUGCCCCUUUGAAACUUGUGCUGGUGCAUGGAUCCGCAGAGGCUACGGAACAUCUGAAGCAACACUGUCUGAAACAUGUCUGUCCUCAUGUAUAUGCUCCUCAGAUCGAAGAAACAAUUGACGUCACAUCAGAUUUGUGUGCAUAUAAGGUGCAACUCUCUGAGAAACUGAUGAGCAAUGUUCUUUUUAAGAAGCUUGGAGAUUAUGAAAUAGCAUGGAUUGAUUCUGAGAUCGAGAAAACAGAGAGUGGCACGUUGUCUUCACUUCCCCUUUCAACAACAGCUCCUCCUCACAAAUCGGUACUUGUCGGUGAUCUAAAAAUGGCGGACUUUAAGCAGUUUCUCUCCGGAAAGGGUAUUCAGGUUGAAUUUUCGGGCGGGGCCCUACGAUGUGGGGAGUAUGUGACACUGAGGAAAGUCGGCGAUGCUAGUCAAAAGGGUGGUGCUGCUGCGAUCCAACAAAUAGUUAUCGAAGGUCCGUUAUGUGAGGAGUAUUACAAGAUUAGAGAAUACCUCUAUUCACAGUUUUACUCGCUUUAAGUUAGAAUUAAGGGUUUAUGUUGUAAUUGGCUCGUGGGGCCUUGUAACAUUUUAAUGACACUGCAAACAGCAUCUUGAAGUUGAGCCUCUUUUCGGCUUCGAGCCCUGGUUGGUAAUUUACAUUGGCCAGUUGGCCCGAACUGGUCUGUUUAGCUAGACCCGUUUGCGGGUUCAACAAGAAAUGGUUUAGUAUCAUAUUAUUAUUACUUUUACAUUUUA
Molecule: messenger RNA, 2542 nt
Organism: Helianthus annuus (common sunflower)
Lineage: Eukaryota; Viridiplantae; Streptophyta; Magnoliopsida; Asterales; Asteraceae
Product: cleavage and polyadenylation specificity factor subunit 2
Exons: 18
Coding region: 113-2323 (736 amino acids)
Biological process (GO): mRNA 3'-end processing by stem-loop binding and cleavage
Cellular component (GO): mRNA cleavage and polyadenylation specificity factor complex
Molecular function (GO): RNA binding
Source: RefSeq, a predicted model, not a curated record